AUGGACGAAGUAGACUUCUUUCAUAUCGACGCACUCAAAUAUGCAGACGAUGCUGCUUUGGUCUUGUUGGAAUUCCAACAAAGGCGCGAUCACCUUCAGCAUCAUCGACAGGAUAAGACUUCCACGACUGCGGCAGACCACUCAAGUCUCUGCAAAAUUCAGCUGGACCCUGUCGCCUCUAUAACUAGCCAUAUCCCAAAUGCUUUGGCAUCUGACGGCCAUGGCCUCGCCUUCUCCUUUGAUAACGCAGUCUCGUCGAAGAAUAUUUCCGUUCACCUUUCACGUCUGCCACCUCGCCCAUCGAUGCUCUUCCCUUCGACAUCUACCAACACCCACCAGAUGAGCCACUUACAGCCACCUCAUUUCCAUACUCCCUCAAGUCGUCAGACCAACCUUUCUACCUCUGACCUUCCUCGAGUCAUCAUGGACGGACUCAGUAGCAGCCGCCUGAGGCCCAUUGACCCUCAGCGACAAUUCCGCCCCCAUCAGGAAUCCGACGGGACUUUUGAACCUUCAGACACUGCUAGGCCAGUCCGUUCAGCUCGCCAAGACCAUCGCUCUUCGCCCUAUCAGGAUCACAAGGGCUCUAUUGAUAGUAGCAGCUCUGACACCUUGAGUGGCUACGGCGCCGGCUCACGUCAUCCCGUAUCACGAAGUUUCGCCCGUCCCGCAGACUCAUCCCUUCCUGCUCAUCAUCAGAGUGGCCACACUACUACCCCCGCUGAGCCCCCAAGAAAGUCUGGCCAAAGAUCGUUCGGGGACUAUCCUCACCCUAACGGUGGCUUUGAACCUUCGGCCGGAGGACCGACCAACCUCGAUUACCCAAUUGUGGGGAGGACGGUAAAGCGCAAUUUGGAGGAACAGCACGAUGGAAGUGUCCCUCGCAAGAAUGCUGCGGCACGAGGAGGCAGCGACUCAGGUUCUGUCCAAUCCGAUGCAACAGGGGCUGCCGAAUCUGAGGCUGCCACUGGUUCCUGCGUUUAACGAUCGGUAGCCUCCUUGGAUGUCAGAGUCAUGACUGAAAUCCCACUAGACGCUGACAUCAAGUCGAAACGUCGCGCAAACGCGAGCUUAUUACGCACCUGCUACAUCGUCGAGUCAUGUCGGAUUUCCUUUCUUUUGGCUUCUCUCUUCCUCUGACGUUACAAAAUUAAAUUCCCUUUACUACCUCUUGCUUUUGUCUCGCUGUCCUUGCACCCGUUUUCCAGAAUUGCUACUGUGCUAUCACUGUGUUUUGUUUCUGCUACUUAUCCUCACUUCAUGCUUGCACUUAUAUCUACCUACCCUGGAAUUAGUAUCGUCGGGUCGAGUCCUCGAUGCUCCAGCCUUCAGGUGCUCCCGGGUUGGCAUUUCAUUCUACUUUUAGUCUGGAUUAAGAACGAGUGUAUUGGUAUUUAGUGCAGUGACUGGACUCUAAGAUCCUUCGAUAAGAUGAAUAGAUUAAUUAACCCCG
Messenger RNA from Desarmillaria tabescens, 1453 nucleotides. RefSeq lists its product as uncharacterized. The record is from RefSeq and is a predicted model, not a curated record. The transcript has 4 exons. Lineage: Eukaryota; Fungi; Basidiomycota; Agaricomycetes; Agaricales; Physalacriaceae. The coding region runs from base 1 to 984 and encodes 327 amino acids.